CGUAAAAGUUUAGUCACAUCUCAUUAUUAUUAUUUUUUUAAAGAAAAAAAAAAUCUCUCUACUCUCUGGUCUCUCCUCUUCCUCAAAUAUCAGCAAGGCGUUGUAAUUGUAACUAAAAUUUUCCCAUUUUCUUUUUGGUUGUUUAUAUAAUGUGAGGAAUUAAAAUGAUUUUCAGAGCAGAGCAGAUCAGACAUGAAAGGCGAGCAAGAUGACCACUAACGACUCAAUAUCCUCUUCUUCUUCUUCUUCUUCGUCUCUCUCUUUACCACCUUCAUGGAAAUUGCUAACCAAUUCUUCCAUUUCCACACCCACAACACUCACAAUGCUUUUCCAUUUUUAUAGAACAACCUUUCUCCGGUGACAAACCCCUCUGUUUUUGCCUUCCUCUUCUCUUUUCACCCAUUCUUCCUUGUUUCACUUCAUUUCAAUGUUGGACCUCAAUCUCUGUAUUCUCUCCGGAGAUUCCUCUUCCGGUGGAACUGGUCUACAUCCCUUCAAUCUUUCCGCUCCCGGAGUUGAGAGUCCCAUUUCAUCCUCCGUCGUCAACGCCGAUCAUUCCAACGUCAAUGGCGAUGACGACUCCUCUUCCAACGCCGAUUGUGGGUUCACCUUCUCUUUCAGCAUCCUCAACAACAGUAACGACGAUCAACGCGACCGGACGGCCCAGUUCCCUGUCGCCGGCGGGAUUACCUCCGACGUCUAUUCUCAGAGGAAAUGGCGGGAUUCUGAUUUUGCCAGAGCCACUAACGGUAUCGUGGUUCAACAAUCUGUUCAUCCGGCCAAAAAGGGUCGGCGAGGUCCCAAAUCAAGAAGCUCCCAGUAUCGUGGGGUUACGUAUUACCGAAGAACAGGGAGAUGGGAAUCGCAUAUCUGGGAUAGUGGGAAACAAGUCUAUUUGGGCGGUUUUGAAUCUGCCCAUUCUGCAGCCAGGGCUUAUGAUCGAGCUGCAAUAAAGUUUAGAGGGGUUCAUGCUGAUAUAAAUUUCAAUAUCAGCGACUACGCUGAAGACAUUAAACAGAUGAGUAAUUUUAGCAAAGAGGAGUUUGUGCAUAUUCUUCGAAGGCAGAGCACUGGGUUUUCAAGAGGGAGUUCUAAAUACAGAGGGGUUACUCUGCACAAGUGUGGGAGAUGGGAGGCUAGAAUGGGGCAGUUCUUGGGGAAGAAGUAUGUGUAUCUUGGGCUGUUUGAUAGUGAGAUAGAGGCUGCAAGAGCAUAUGAUAAGGCUGCCAUAAAAUAUAAUGGAAGGGAAGCUGUUACCAAUUUUGAUCAGAGUUCCUAUCAAAUGGAGAUUGCUUUUGAAUCUGAAAACCAAGACAUGGGUGAUAUUGACUUGAACUUGGGUAUUGCUCCUCCUUGGCCAUCUGAAGACCAAAAGGAUAACCUUAAUGGCUGUGUUCCAAAUUUCUGUAGCUUAAAUAAAUCAGAUUCUGAGAGAUCUGGGUUGAUAAUGCUUGAAAACCAUGCUUCUUUGGCUGUUAAAGCACACCCUUAUUUUAUGAGUUGUCCCAAUUUCUUUCCUACCUACCAGGGAAGAGCAAUGGAGAAGAUAAUGGAAGUUGAAUCUUUACCGAACUGGGGGUGGCGGCAGAUCCCAAUCCCCUACGGCGGAGCAACUUCAGUCCCUUUCUUCUCCACUGCAGCAUCAUCAGGAUUCCCUUCUUCUCCGGCUGCCCUUCCUCCGCCCUCUCCUCCCCAUCUUCUUUCAGUGCCGCCGUUCUUCCGCUACCUCUUUCCGGCCACCAACACCGUACCUCAUUUCUACUGCAGGACCUGAGAACCCUAACCACACCAAACUUAACUCAUUGUCAUAAUUUUUAUGUUCACUUACUGUUAGCCUUUUCUUUCCUUUAUACAUUUUGAGUGACGAAAGCAAAUCGAUCAAUUCGUGCUAUUGGUCGGUUUAAUUCUCUCUUUGAUGACAAUUUUAUUUUUAAAUU
Messenger RNA from Benincasa hispida (wax gourd), 1937 nucleotides. Its product is annotated as APETALA2-like protein 3. Gene Ontology annotation, biological process: regulation of DNA-templated transcription. The record is from RefSeq and is a predicted model, not a curated record. Gene Ontology annotation, molecular function: DNA binding; DNA-binding transcription factor activity. NCBI's taxonomy places the organism in Eukaryota, Viridiplantae, Streptophyta, Magnoliopsida, Cucurbitales, Cucurbitaceae.